Molecule: messenger RNA, 786 nt
Organism: Paracoccidioides lutzii Pb01
Exons: 3
Coding region: 1-786 (261 amino acids)
Source: RefSeq, a predicted model, not a curated record
AUGUUUGAAUUUCAACAAUACUUGCACCAACAAUUUUUUACCCACUCCAAUACGACUUCCACAGCUGGUUUGGUGUUAUCCCAAUUAACCCAACGACGGAAAUUGAUCACGGAGAUACCAAUUCACGUAGAUCAGGGAACUGGAAAUCCUCGGAGAAGCGAACUGACCAUGGGAGCAAUUAAACCACUGACGCUCACUUCCUCCAACAAAACCAUGGGACAUUGCCACUCUCAUAUGCCCAUACGAAGAACCCCUCCGAUUUUGGGUGGGCAAUACAGGAUCGAACCUAGAGAAGCCAGACUCUUUACAGUUUUCAUAAUAUGCCGUAAAAUUGAGCCAUACCUAAACAACUAUGGGAUGCCUACGUCCUUCUUCGAAUCCCACCGGUCCUUCACAUGUUCAUCUAACCCAGUUAACCGUGAUUUAAGUAUGGGGAAAUCUCGACAUGGUUAUAAGGAAAUGCACACUGGAUUCAGAUCCGACCUCUGGAUGAACAGCAAGCAUGAUAAAUUUCUACGCAACGCUGAACAGCAAUAUAUCACAUCCGAUAAAGCUCACGCGAAUGGCGCUCUGCGCGCUGCGUGGGAUGCAACAAGCAGGGGUGUUGUUCUUCUCAUAGCUUCCAUCGCGGAUCUGGACGGAGUAUAUGCCAAGCCACUGUACGCUGCAUCCAAGUGCGCCGUUGUUGGAUAUAUGAGAUCGUCCCCAACGCAUUACUAUAUUAAGGUUGCGCUGGAGCCGGAGCGCAUUGCUAUGGGCCAUGGUGAACCUAACCCAGAAGGGUGA